This is a messenger RNA of Miscanthus lutarioriparius, 1404 nucleotides long. The record is from the annotation of a GenBank genome assembly. Lineage: Eukaryota; Viridiplantae; Streptophyta; Magnoliopsida; Poales; Poaceae.
AUGUCGUCGGCGUCGCGGAGCGGGAGGCGGCGGACCGGGAGCGUGGCGCUCGGGGACCUUCUGCGGCGGGAGGCGUCGGCGGAGCGGGCCGCGCUGGGAGGCGACGGCGACGGCGAGCGGGAGCGGCGGCCCUCGGUCGCGGUGGGGCAGGCCUGCCGGGCGAAGAAGGGCGAGGACUUCGCGCUGCUCAAGCCCGCCUGCGACCGGCGCCCCGGCGCGCCGUCCACCUCCUUCUCCGCCUUCGCCCUGUUCGAUGGGCACAACGGGAGCGCCGCCGCGGUGUACGCCAAGGAGCACCUCCUCGGCAACGUGCUCGGCUGCGUCCCGACCGAUCUGAGCAGGGACGAGUGGCUCGCCGCGCUCCCGAGGGCGCUCGUCGCGGGGUUCGUCAAGACCGACAAGGAUUUCCAAACCAAAGCUCAUUCUUCGGGGACAACCGUGACUCUUGCCAUAAUUGAUGGCUCCGUUGUAACUGUUGCAUCCGUUGGUGAUUCACGUUGCGUCCUUGAAGCUGAGGGAUCCAUCUACUAUUUGUCGGCUGACCAUCGCUUUGACGCUAAUGAAGAGGAGGUUGGACGUGUAACCGAAUGCGGAGGUGAAGUUGGAAGGCUAAAUGUCGUCGGUGGUGCUGAGAUUGGUCCCCUUAGAUGUUGGCCAGGUGGUCUAUGCCUCUCAAGAUCGAUUGGUGAUCAGGACGUAGGUGAAUUUAUCAUUCCGGUUCCUUAUGUGAAGCAAAUUAAGCUGUCUAAUGCUGGAGGCCGUCUUAAUAUUUCAAGCGACGGUGUUUGGGAUGCUUUAACUGCGGACAUGGCUUUUAGAUGUGCACGAGGGCUUCCUCCUGAGGCUGCAGCUGAGCAAAUUGUUAAAGAAGCAGUUGAAUCAAAAGGAUUGAGAGAUGAUACAACUUGCAUUGUCAUUGACAUAAUACCACCAGAGAAACCAAAAUGCACUAUAGAAUCUCCAAAAACGCCAGGAAAAGGCCUUGUACUUCUAAAAAAAUUCUUUUUAAGGAAAACGGCAUCUGACUCGUUGUCUCUCGCUGAUACGGAUAAUUAUCCUGAGCCAGGCUUAAUUCUGAAUAUCCUGUCCGAGAUAUGUUCAAACUUUUUGCAUGUGCAAUUUGUCAAAUUGACUUGGAAUCUGGUCAAGGCAUAUCCAUACACGAGGGUUUGUCAAAGCCAGGAAAGUUGCAUCCCUGGGAUGGCCCUUUCCUUUGUCACAGUUGCCAGGAAAAGAAAGAGGCGAUGGAGGGGAAGCGUCACUCACGAGGAUCAUGUGCUGGGCCUCUCCUUCUUAGCUGUUGUCUCUCAGAUGCCUCCAUAUAGUGAUUUUCCAGAUGAUGCUGAAGAGAGACCUGAGACAUCAGAAACCAUCAUGGUCUUUGGAGACUCUCCCCUCCUCUGA